GAGUCAGAAAUGAAAGAGUAGGUGAGACUGAGGGCUCACGGGAACAAACCACCCAACAAGUCCAAGUCCGAGGCGAAGAAGACAACCUGGAUUUUGUCAUCCCCACCGUGCCGUUGAUCCCUACAGUUUCGGAAGUUUGUGGGGUUAAACAAAUGGAUCACAUAAAAUCACUUUUUAUUUUUAUAUUUUAAAUUUUCUGGCACCACUCAAAGAUUCAGAUAGCGGAAAAUCUUUCGGAUUUGAGGACCAUGUAGGGAUAAGUCGAUGGGGUUGUAACAGAGCCACGAAAGGAGAGGAGUUUUUGGUUUCCAAAACCUCGUUUCUUCUCAACACACAAAAAAAAUGAUGCAGAAACUGUGCUUGAUUGCUUCCCAUGGAUGCCCUCCGGGGCUAACUUUGCAGCAAGAGCUGGCCAUGGUUGGCUGCACCAUUACCAAGGGUUGUCAACCAUUAUUGCCUUCAUCUGUACUGAAACCUGAAAUUAUCAGAUACGGAUCCCCACUAAAUCCAUUUGAGGAGUCAAGCAAGUCCCGAAAAGAGUGGUUCAAUUCUAAUCAGAUUGUCAACGUGAACUUGUCGACUCAAAGGCCUAUGCUUAUUGAUGUCCAAGAAACAUAUCCAAGCCCAGUAGAUUUUGGCUUUGGCAUCGUUGAACAAUGCAGUGAGCAUGAUAAAAUUUUGCAGUGUAUCAUGUCUGAGAGUGCUGAAGCUGGGAUAGGUGGAGUACAUAUAUCUUUGUUGUCUGACUUGAUGGAUUUGCAAUUGUCAAGCAUUGAUGAACCUCAAAAACCAUUGACACCUCUUAUCCCAAAAAGCAAAUUCUUCAUCCCGAAGCUUUUGCUUGAUAUUUUUCAAGAUUCGCCCAUUAGUUCAAAGAUUACAGUUCAUCCAGAUGGUCAAGUCACUUUUAUGGACACUGCAAUUGAGAUAAAAGAUCUUCUUUCUGUAGUUGCUGACUCAUACUUAUUACGUAAGGGUGAAAAACAAUCUAUGCUUGUUCCACACUUCAGCAGGAUGAGUAUCAACGAAGUAGAAGUCAGAAGUCUUUCCUCCACAUUGGAUAUUCAUUCUACAUUGACUGUUCCUUUAAAGAGUCCUGAGAAAGUGAAAGUCAAGCCAUCACAAAAGAAGAACAAGAAAGUAGCCAGAGAGAGGGAUCUCUUCAAGAAGAACUACUUACAUGCAUGUGAGAGCCUUCUGUCCCUAAUGGUUGACAAGAGGCGACACCGGAAAACAGCAAUUCUCUCCCUGAAGAAAUCUGGUCCCGAGCUUCCUGAGCUCCUCACACAAUUUUCUGCCAGCAUUGCCGGUACUGGCCUUGCUGUCCUGCUAUCUGUGAUCUGUAAGCUAGCUUGUGGAAGGGGGGUUCCCUUUUGUGCUUAUAAGCUCCUCAACACUGGGUUUGGAUUUGGGCUGGUUUGGCUUUCUUGGGCAGUUAAUAAGCUAAGGGAUACAAUUGUCUGCAUGAACAAGAAUGCAGGAAAGCUUGGACUGAAAGAUGAGGAAAUGAUUCAAAAGGUCGACAAGAGCCUAAGAGAAGUUUACUUCAGAGCCGCCGCAUUGCUAGCAGUGGCAGUGCUAAGGCUUGCUUGAGUACUACCUCUGAAGACAUGAUCGCUUGAGUUUGAAGAGCGGUAAGCGUUGCAAGGCCACACAUUGGAACAUCCAUUGUACCUGAUCAGUUGGAUGUCCGUUGCCAUGGGUAUUGAGGAUGUGAUAGCAAAGCAAUCUUGGUUUCAAACCAAAUGAACCUUUGCUUGAUCUUGGAAGCACAAGAUUGUGGAUGAUUGGCUUGAUCAGCACUUGGGUGGUGUACUUACGGUAUGGUUAGUACCUCAUUUCAAUAAUCAAAGCAAAGAACAUACUCGUUUGCUUGGUACUAGGGCGGUAAGACAAAUUGUAAAGAGUAAUGUAAAAUUUUGCAAUGAAAUACUGUUUUGGUGAAAUUGUUGUUUGGUGUCAUCGCUACCAAAUGAUGCAAUAUCUUUGCAUGGAUUAUCUCUGCAAAAAUAUUAACGCGUGCUGUAAUGCUAGUGUCA
Molecule: messenger RNA, 2039 nt
Organism: Glycine soja
Lineage: Eukaryota; Viridiplantae; Streptophyta; Magnoliopsida; Fabales; Fabaceae
Exons: 5
Coding region: 343-1593 (416 amino acids)
Source: RefSeq, a predicted model, not a curated record